This is a messenger RNA of Scomber japonicus (chub mackerel), 2034 nucleotides long. Its product is annotated as four and a half LIM domains protein 1-like. Bases 115 to 954 code for a protein of 279 amino acids. Gene Ontology annotation, molecular function: transmembrane transporter binding. Gene Ontology annotation, biological process: muscle organ development. The transcript is spliced from 6 exons. Lineage: Eukaryota; Metazoa; Chordata; Actinopteri; Scombriformes; Scombridae. The record is from RefSeq and is a predicted model, not a curated record.
UCAGUAUUUAUAAAGUAAGCGGAGUUCCCUGCUUCCAAACAGCUUGGAGAGAGUCGCGCAUGCACCGCUGCAGUCAUCACUCUGAACCUGGUGUGCGUCUCCCUUGGAGUGACAAUGUCAGACAGCUCGAACUGUUUCUACUGUCGGGAGGACCUUGGGGGUAAAAGGUUUGUCCGCAGCGAGGGCAGGCCGGUGUGCGUCCGCUGCCACACCAAGUUCUGUGCCAACAGCUGCGCAGAGUGCCAUCGACCCAUCUCUGUGGAAACAAAGGAGCUCAGUCAUAAGGGCCGGUACUGGCAUGAGGAGUGUUUCCGUUGUACCAAAUGCUACAAACCUCUGGCCAAGGAGCCCUUCAGCACCAAGGAUGACCGCAUCAUGUGUGGGAAGUGCUGCUCCAGAGAGGAGGCUCCACGAUGCCAUGGCUGCUAUAAACCCAUACUGGCUGGCACAGAGAGUGUGGAGUACAAAGGGAACUCGUGGCACGAUGAAUGCUUCACCUGUUGCAAUUGUAAACGACCAAUAGGAUCACUGAGUUUCCUCUCCAAAGGAACUGACAUCUACUGCAGCCCCUGCCAUGACAAGAAGUUUGCCAAACACUGCUUCAGCUGCAAAAAGCCGAUAACCUCUGGAGGAGUGAACUACCAGGACCAGCCAUGGCACGGCCACUGUUUCGUGUGCAGCUCUUGCUCAAAGCCUCUGGCAGGAUCCAGUUUCACCAACCACCAGGACCAGGUGUUCUGUGUCGACUGCUACAAGACCUCUGUGGCUAAGAAAUGCAGCGGCUGCCAAAACCCCAUCACAGGUUUUGGUAAAGGCGUGAAUGUCGUUAACUACGAGGGCAGCUCCUGGCACGAAUACUGCUUCAACUGUAAGAAAUGCUCCCUCAGUCUGUCCAACAAGCGUUUCGUAGCCAAGGGAAAGGACAUCCUCUGCACCGACUGUGGAAACAAGUAGAGAUGGAGAGCUUGGUUGUUUUCUAACAGCAGACAUCAUCAGCUAUCAUCAGCUUUUUAAAAAAUAAUAGUCAUUAUGUUAUUUGUUUGUUUUCAAAUAAAGGCCAGAGUCUUCAUUUCAGUUAUCAGUUUAUUAUCUAGUUGUGCUUUUGGUAGAUUACACAUCAAUGGGAUUGUUUAGACCAAAAUGUAGUUAAUGUCUGAUGUUGGUUGAAUAUUAAUCCUAAAACAACAUACACUGUGUUGGGUGUUAGUGGAUGACUAGCUUUGUCCUAAAAAGGGAGAAAAUGAAUUGCUCUGAAGACAAAUCCUCAAUGAUCUUACAGUAUAUGUAACUAUUUUGUAUUACUGUUUGGUAGUUUCUCUUUAACAGACUUGUAUCAAAGUAAAUAUGAUGCUAAAAUAUGAAUACAAAUGUAAUCAGGUUGAACUUGAAGAUUAAUUAUUGGGCAUAAAAACUGCUAAUAGACAGCUAGCAACAUUUUUCAACAUCAUGUCUGACUUACUCGUUCAACCUAAAAGAAUCUAAAGACCACAAGAUGUGGAACCUUCAAAAUGAGGUGGACCUUUGACAUACUGAUGUUGAAGAGAACAUUUGUCACAUAGGGAAUUCUUUUCAUUAACUGAUGAUAGUGCGAGGCGUCACUUUCACUCAACACAGUGUGCUUUAAGAAUUAUCAUAAUAGCUAGCUAGCUAGCUAGCUUGUUUUUGUUUAAGUUGCAGUUAGGAGACAUACAUUUAGGACUGUUUUAAUUGUAUUUUUUCCAACUACUUUAAGAAAAGUAUCUGCUUAUAUUACAGUAGUGGCUUGUGUAUGUUUUUUUCUGUUUGUGAAAGGUGAUAUUUUAUUAUGACAAAAUAUAGUGAUUUUUAUAAGAAAUAAUCAACUGUAUCUAUAUUAUUAGCUGCUAAACGCCAAAAGAUCACUAUGCUUAUGGUAUGUUUUAAGUGACUGAACUUUUAAGCACUUUUCAGAAAUAUUUCCUUUCUGUCAGUUUUACCUAGAAAGGGGGAAAUAAAUUGGAAUAUAUGCAAACUGCAUGCCUUAAUGUGUUGCUGAAUUAAAAUAAAGUUCCUAGA